CUGUUGCUUCUCACGGCUUUUGUCUCAGACAGCUGGAGAUGCUUUGUUAAGUGCGCUUUCCUCCCAUGAAAUACUCGAGCCGUAGGCCUCUUAAAACUAUCUUACUCCACAUCGUUAAAUCGUGCUUGAACCCGGCGAUUGCUGUUGACGACAUGGCUUGCUGACAGCGGUCAGCUUUGGAUGGUUCAACCAGAUGAUCGACGCUCAAUCAGUCGACUAGUAGUCUUUAGGACAUCGACACCCUACUUCCCUUCAUGAUUCGGCAUUUCUUCUCUGCAGCCCAGAUGGAUGAUGAUGAAGGCGUCGAGGGAUUUUCAGUUGAUCUGACACAUUAUCAGCCAUCUGUGGUCUCACGACUUGCUCAGGUCGCUUCUCCUUUUACUUUUCUGGGGCACACGAUAGAGCCAUGCGAUCUGAUCAAAUCCCGGAUUUCUUCUCUACUCCCCACUCAGUACUUCUCAUCUUCUUGCCUUGCGCAUUUAUUCGGAACAGAGGCAUACACUCACCCCACGUCAAUCAGCGAUAUAGGGCUUACUUCUACCCCCAAAUUCAGCCUAUCAUUCAAUCCCUCUCUCAUCGUGCUUUUAUUUAGUUCGGGAUUGGAAGUACUUUGUCCGUAAUCGAAGGCCCCUGCUUCGUCUCCGCAUCCACAAGGUCAGAACCGGUACAUAUCAAUCCCCGUCAACGUUCACAUGCGCAUCCAGAAUGAUCUCUAAUCGGUAGAAUGGUACUGGUCGGAAAUCAAAAUAUACUUUCGUUCAAUCGAUACCUAGGACUUCCAUAUUUGUUUGAUGUCACAUCACACAAUACUGAGUUCAACCAAUCAAGGAUCUCGACUCCGACUCGGUCCCUCGGAGGCAGGCGAUAUCCAUCAUCGUCAUGCCGAUUUGGCGAUACGAGGGAUGCAGCGCUGAACAGCAGUAUAUCUGGUACGAAGACUAGAUCGCUAUAUCCUUCAACAUCCC
This is a messenger RNA of Suillus fuscotomentosus, 965 nucleotides long. RefSeq lists its product as uncharacterized. Lineage: Eukaryota; Fungi; Basidiomycota; Agaricomycetes; Boletales; Suillaceae. The coding region runs from base 255 to 620 and encodes 121 amino acids. The transcript has 4 exons. The record is from RefSeq and is a predicted model, not a curated record.